Molecule: messenger RNA, 1367 nt
Organism: Austrofundulus limnaeus
Lineage: Eukaryota; Metazoa; Chordata; Actinopteri; Cyprinodontiformes; Rivulidae
Gene: hvcn1
Product: hydrogen voltage-gated channel 1
Exons: 6
Coding region: 240-947 (235 amino acids)
Biological process (GO): proton transmembrane transport
Cellular component (GO): plasma membrane
Molecular function (GO): voltage-gated proton channel activity
Source: RefSeq, a predicted model, not a curated record
GUGAAGACGUCUGGGAGGUUCGGUUCUGAGCUGAUCCAAACAGAUGGAGGAAUCCGCUCUUCCUGCCUCAGAACUGCUGGCUCUGCAGAAACAAACCGACGGAUGUUCUUCAUCACGAGUCUGCUCCUCGUGCUGCUGCGGCCGAACCUUGAACCUACAGCCGAACCGAACCCUCAGCAGCUGGAGCUCAGAGAACCCGAACAGAACCAGAGCUGAGCCGCAGCGGGUCGUCUGCCUCCAUGGCUCGCUACCUGAAGUAUUUCACCACGGUGGGUGAUGAGCAGCCRGCUGAGCUGGAGGAGGAGGAGCUGCAUGUGACUAGUGAGGACCUGAGUCCAGCUGCAGGUCAGUUCCCACCAGCUCUCACCUUCAGAGACACGCUGAAGAAGCUCUACACCUCGCAACGCUUCCAGGUGUUGGUUGUGUUUUUGGUGGUCUUGGAUGCCUUCUUUGUGCUGGCGGAGCUGCUUAUAGAUCUGUCUGUCAUCAAACUUGAGCAUGACCACAUUGCUCCUGAGGUGUUCCACUACCUGAGCCUGGCCCUGCUCACCUUCUUCAUGGUGGAGCUGAUUGGGAAGCUGUUUACGUUUCGCCUGGAGUUCUUCCAGCACAAGUUUGAGGUGUUUGACGCUCUGGUGGUGCUGGUGUCCUUUGUCCUGGACAUCGUCUUCAUCUUCCACGAAGACGCCUUUGAUGGGAUGGGUCUCCUCAUCCUGCUGAGACUCUGGAGAGUAGCCAGGAUAAUUAACGGGAUCCUAGUGUCRGUGAAGACCAGAGCAGACCAGAGCAUCCACAAGUUAAAGGAGAGCUACGACCACCUGGUUCAAAGAUCCACAGAGCUACAGAAGCACAAUGAUGAACUGGUUGUAGAGAACCAGAAACUGCAGGCUCUCCUGAAGAAACACGGCAUCAACUUUGAACCUUCUCCUGAGGAAACUCAACGUUGACAUUUUGACUUCCUUCUGAGGAAACAUCGACUUUUGAUUUCCACUUUAGGAAACAAAACACUGAUAUCCUCCUGAGGAAACACAAUAUUGAUUUCUAACUUCCUCCUGAAUAAACAUUACAUUGAUUUCUGUCCUCCCAAGGAAACUACAGAGUUCAGACAAACGCAACGUUGAAGCUUCUGUCUUCCUCCUGAGGAAACAUAAAAUCAUCUUCUGAUUUCUUUUAGAGCUGUCUGUUCAUCCAGAACCUGGAGCUUUCUGCACCUUUGUGUGAGAUCUGUUUUCAUAACUCAACAGUUUACUGUAAUCUGUCACUAGAUCCAUUAGUGCACAGUGUAUGAAUAACUAUUAUACAGAUACUGUAUAUGAAAGUGAUGAAGGUUGUACAUCAGAGAUCAUUUAAACAGAAAAUUAUUUUCA